This is a messenger RNA of Exophiala spinifera, 1692 nucleotides long. RefSeq lists its product as uncharacterized. NCBI's taxonomy places the organism in Eukaryota, Fungi, Ascomycota, Eurotiomycetes, Chaetothyriales, Herpotrichiellaceae. Gene Ontology annotation, cellular component: catalytic step 2 spliceosome. Gene Ontology annotation, molecular function: peptidyl-prolyl cis-trans isomerase activity. The record is from RefSeq and is a predicted model, not a curated record. The coding region runs from base 1 to 1692 and encodes 563 amino acids. The transcript has a single exon. Gene Ontology annotation, biological process: protein peptidyl-prolyl isomerization; protein folding.
AUGUCGUCUCAUUACACGACGGAACCUCCGCCUACUGCGUCCGUACUCCUCCAUACCACCGCCGGCCCGCUAACGCUCUCCCUCUUCGCGAACCAGACGCCUCUAACAUGCCGGAACUUCCUGCAACAUGUCCUGGACGAGGAUUACAACAACAACAUUUUCCAUCGCCUCGUUCCAGGUUUCGUCAUCCAAACAGGCGACCCUACCGGGACGGGCGAAGGCGGGCAGAGCAUUUACGAAGACCGGGAGUUUGAGCGUUACGAUGAGGACUGGGCAAGAGUGAUGGGCCGAGAAAAGGACGAGAAGAUCAAGUUUGGAGAUGAGAUACACAGCAGACUCAAAUUCAAUCGGAGAGGCCUGGUGGGUAUGGCAAAAGGCACCGGCGAGAGCGGAGGUUAUGGAAGCCAGUUCUUCAUCACACUGGGGGAUUGCAGGGCAGAACUGGACGGCAAGUGCACGAUGUUUGGCCGUGUCGAAGGCGAGGGUAUCUACAACAUAGUCAAGAUCGCAGAAGGCGAGCUCGUCGAAGGAACAGAACGGCCCCUAUACCCGGAGAAGAUCCUCAAGGUCGAGAUCCUCGAAUUGCCCAAAGGUGAAGCCUGGCAGAAAAUGCGGAAGAGGGUCAAAGUUGCCGAACGCGUUGUCGAGGCUCCGGCCAAGAAGAAGGCUCCCAAAAAGAAGGGCGGAAAGACGCUGCUCAGUUUCGGAGGCGACGAAGGAGAAGACAACGCAGACGACAUGGCCGUCCGACCGAAGAAAGCGAAGUUCAACCCAGCCUUGAUCGACGCCAGCGGAGAGAUCGACUCUACGUCAAAGCAGGCAGGCACCGUGUCGAAACCAAAAGCCAAGCCUAAGCGCUCACCAUCACCGACGACAGUUCCACAGAAACGAAAAGCAAGCCCAGGACACGAACCAUCCACGAAGUCCCCUUCGCCUGUGCAACGCCGAAAACCCUCAUUCCACGACCCAACAACACAACUCCCCCUACGCGACCCUGAGUCCCCGUCUCGUUCACCUACACCCGACGAAGAACCAUCCAAGUCCAAAUCCUCGGCAUCGAACCUGCAGGCUGAGAUAGCAGCUCUGAAAGCUUCGAUGCGGCGUACAGUGGCCACGGCAACAGACACGUCGCACAAAAAGUCAGCGCUAGAAGCCUUGAUCCCGCCCACCAGCACUCGGGGUCGUAAACGUCCUCGGCCGGGCGAAUCAAACGCCAAAGAGGACGCCAACGCGCUCAAGAUCCUCAACGCGUUCAAAGCCCGCCUCGAAUCGUCAUCGGCGUCCAAACCGUCCCAGAAGAAGACGAAUGGCGAGAAACCGCACGGCGCUCCACAGACGGGAGAAGGCACCACCAAUGACGACAACGACGACAACAAUAACGACGAAGAAGCACAGUUGUGCGAUCUCCACUUCAUCGCAAACUGCCAGUCUUGUUCGCGAUGGGACGAGCAGGGCGCGCAGGGCCCCGACGCCGACACGGACGACGACACGGACUGGCUCAGCCACACGUUGAGUUUCGCCAAGGACAGACUCGGCAAGGACCUGACGUGGAAGAAGAAGAACGAAGAGGAACUCGUCGUGAUUGAUCCGCGCGAGAAGGAGCGAGAGCUCAAGACCGAGAAGAGACGGGAUCGCGAUCGCGGUAAACCCCGUGACAAGGAUAAAGGAAAAUCUAGAGAGGGACGAUGGUGA